Molecule: messenger RNA, 4383 nt
Organism: Akanthomyces muscarius
Lineage: Eukaryota; Fungi; Ascomycota; Sordariomycetes; Hypocreales; Cordycipitaceae
Exons: 2
Coding region: 1-4383 (1460 amino acids)
Biological process (GO): regulation of cell shape
Molecular function (GO): protein binding
Source: RefSeq, a predicted model, not a curated record
AUGGCGUUUCUCUUCAAAUCCAAGAAGAACCAGGAUCGCGCGCUGUCUAGCCGUGAUGGCAAUGCUCCUCCCCCGACCGCCAUGGCUGGCGCCAAUGCCCGUAUGCAAAACGAGAAACACAGGGCCACGCCCACCGGCAGCGUAAACUCGUUGGAAAACGAUGCCGUCACCACACCCGAGCGCCUGGUUACUUCUGCCCAUAGCCGUCGAGGCGGUAGUGUGGACAAUAAUAAUGCUCUGGGAAAUCCCGCUGGCGACGCUGCACCUCGCAACGGCCCCCCAGUCUCGAACCCAAACGCCUCUCUGUACCCGUGGUCGCAACGGCGAAUAAAUUAUGGCGGUUCAAGCACUAGCCCGUUUCCUCGAUAUGGCGCCGCCGUCAAUAGCGCCUCCUCUAAAGAAGGCGACAUCUACAUGAUGGGUGGCCUGAUUAAUAGUUCCACCGUUAAAGGCGAUCUCUGGAUGAUCGAAGCCGGCGGCAGCAUGUCCUGCUACCCCUUACCCACGACUGCUGAGGGACCAGGGCCUAGAGUUGGUCACUCAAGUCUACUAGUUGGUAACGCCUUCAUCGUCUAUGGCGGUGACACCAAGAUUGAGGACGCCGAUGUCCUCGAUGAAACCCUCUAUCUCCUCAACACAUCAACCCGGCACUGGUCAAGGGCUCUGCCUGCUGGGCCUCGCCCGUCCGGCCGUUACGGUCAUUCAUUAAACAUAUUGGGCUCCAAAAUUUACAUCUUUGGUGGCCAAGUCGAAGGAUACUUUAUGAAUGACUUGGCUGCGUUUGAUCUUAACCAGCUUCAGAUGGCCAACAACCGGUGGGAGAUUCUGCUCCAGUCCGACGCCUCUCCCAGCAUCCCAGCCGCUCGAACAAACCACACCGUCAUCAACUACAACGACAAGAUGUACCUUUUUGGUGGCACCAACGGCUUUGAAUGGUUCAACGAUGUUUGGUGCUACGAUCCGAAAGUCAACAAAUGGUCACAGCUCGACUGUAUCGGCUACAUCCCCUCUCGCCGCGAGGGCCAUGCCGCAGCCCUUGUCGACGACGUCAUGUACAUUUUCGGAGGCAGAACCGAAGAGGGCACCGACUUGGGCGAUCUCGCCGCCUUUCGAAUCUCCCUGCGACGCUGGUACACAUUCCAGAAUAUGGGCCCGUCGCCCUCACCGCGAUCCGGCCACAGCAUGACAACUGUUGGCAAGUCCAUCGUUGUACUCGGUGGCGAGCCUAGUACUGCCGCAUCCACCGUCAAUGAUCUUGGUAUCCUUUAUGUUUUGGAUACGACUAAGAUUCGCUAUCCCUCCGAUACUCAGCAGAACUCGAUUCGUGCCCCCCAGGCCGGCCGACCGAGCCUCGAAAACGGGAAUCGUCAACUCCCAGGGACUGUCAAUACGGGCCAGGACCCAAAACGAAUUACACAAGGCCCAGCCGCAGGCACUGUGGCUGGCGCCGCCGCAGCCGCCGCCACCGCUGCAGUUGUCACUAAUGGGCCUGGGCCAAUCUCAAGCCCCGACUCGAGCCGGUCGCUCAACCCGGCCAGCCCUGAACCUCAGGGCCCAGCUGGUGCGGGAUCGAAAUUGCCUCGCCCUGCGCCUCCACCGGCCGCCUCACCACCCCAGGCUCCUUCCGGUGCGAAAUCCCCUCCAGAGCCCUCCUCUAUUGGGCGAGUGCGUGGCGCAUCCGUCGACCGCCCUGGGCCCGGCUCGCCGAAGCCCGACUCGGUCGAAGCUUCUGCACGCCAACUCGCCGCAGAUCCCGAAGGCCCCGUUGCCGCCACUGUCAAUGGUCAACGGUCACCUCCACAAAGCUCAAGAAUCGCGAGCGCGGCUGAAAAGGCCCGCUCCCCUCGCCCGUCACAGGGCUCUAUCGACAGCACUUUGGAGUCUUCGCGUGUCAACCGUCCGGCGUCACCACCGCCUCCGACUCGACAAGGCGGCAGCCUGGUGAAUCGCCGUUCAUCCGGGCGUAACUCGCAGACUGUUGCGUUGCUUAAGGAACUCGAUGCUGCGCGAAACAAGAAUGCUUGGUAUGCCUCCGAACUCGAGCUGGCUCGAAAAGGGGGUUAUGCCCCGAACACCUCUAGCCCUGCCCUAGACAAGUCCUCCGAAACAUUCGACGACGAAGACAGACCUCUCAUUGAGGCUCUGUUGGCCAUGCGAACCGAACUCGCCAAUGUUCAAAGUUCUGUUGACAAACAAGCCGUCCUCGCUGCCAGGCAAAUCGCCGAAGCAGAGAGACAAAGAGAUGCUGCCAUCCAAGAAGCCGUAUAUGCAAAAGCCAAGGUAGCUGCGUACACGGGAGGCAGCGCCGCCAGUACCCCGCAGCUCGACGGGGAGCGUGAUGAAGUCGGCCGCUCCGACGGUAUCAGCAAGAAGCUGGCGACGGCACUGCACAUACAAAAAGACCAGCAAGCUCAGAUUGAAAGCAUGAGAUCAGAACUAGAAGCCGAAAGACGCGCCCGCCGCUUAGCCGACGACACUUCCAAUGCCGCCGAAAAGCGUCUCGCCCAGCUCGAGUCUUACAAGCAGCAAACCUCGGCCGAAGUUGAACGUCUGAAGUCUGAGCUGCAUUUGUCACAGCGGGAGGCCCGGGAACAUUCCGUUUCUUCCUCUGAUGCUGUAGCUGCUUUAGCUUUAUUAAAGGCUGAAAAGGAGGAAGUCACGAGCAAGUACAAUGACGCCAUCGGAGCAUCGAAGAACCAUGACGAGACCUUUGUCUCCCUACGAGCCGCGAUCAAGGCUUCGGAAGACGGCAAGUCGCACGUGGAGAAGAAGUUGGCGGAAGAGCGCACCGCUCGGGAAAAGCUGGAGACCAAGUUCAACAAGCUCAAGGUCGAGCACGAAGCCUGCACUGCCGAGCUAGUUGCCUCUACCCAAAGAUUACGCGAUGCUGAGGAACUGGCAGACAAGCACGCAAACGAAGCCCGAACGCACCGUGCAGUUGUUCUCUCAGGACUGGACAAGAUAACUCUGCGGGACUCGCCCAAGUCGAACAGUGGAGAGGCUGAGCGAUCCACAGUCCUGCAUGACCAGGUCACCAGCGCCAACGCGUUGGUCAAGAAGUAUCAGCAGGAGCUUGAUGCCGCUGCUGAUAAGCUUCGAAGUGCUGAAGAGCGCAUUGCUGGUCUGGAGCAGUAUCAGGAGCAGUCAAGCCGUGAGGGUGUCUCCAUCAGAAGACAGCUUCAGGCCGCCUUGAGGGAGACUCAAAGCCUGCAGGCUGCUCACUCUGACGUGAAGAACAAGCUUGCCGCGCAGCAACUGGAGACGAACGCAAUGACUGUGCAGCACACUGCGCUCAAGGACAUUUUGAAUGAGCGCGGCAUCAGCCCCACGGCUGCGGUGCGCAGUCGAGGAUUCGCCAGCCCUCGCACCACUUCGCCCGAGCAAACCCGUCUGCGCGAGCUAGAAUCCCAACUGGCAAGCUCCCAUGCUUCUCACGAAGAAACCAAGCAAGCUUUUGCUGUGCAGGCUCAGGACUCAGAAUCUGCUUAUCGUGAGAAGCUCACCCAACUAGAGAACGACUACCAAUCUGCUGUACAUUACGUCAAGGGCACCGAGAAGAUGCUGAAGCAGCUUAAGGAGCAGCUACAGCGCUACAAGUCGGAGAAUGCCCGUCUCAAAACGGAUAUGGAGGCGUUGGAAGACCGUCUGCAGAAUGGCGAGAGCAACAGCCGAUCUGCCGAAGCUCCCGCCGGAUGGGAGACUGAAAAGCACAACCUCGAGCAAAAGAUUGAAACUUUGCAAGAAGAGCUCCGCACUUCUGGCUCUCAACUAGAGAAGAAGUACGCUGGGGUGCAAAGAGAGCUUGCCGAUUUGCACCAGAACAGGGAGCACACGACGAAGCAGCUGGCCACGCACGUCAAGGACCUGGACCAACUGCGCUCUGAAAAUGCCCUGCUCGAGCAGCGCGCUACUGACGCCGAGCAAAAGGUGUCCCUGCUGCUCGACCAAGUGGAGCACUCGGUUGACAGCUACCGUCGUCGCAGCCGACCCAACAUGAUGACACCUAUCGACGCUGGUGGCUCCAACGGCAUGAGCGGUUUGGGCCACGCGCGUCAGGAGAGCUCCGAGGCGGAGAGUGUAUACGGAGGCGGCGGUGCCGGGGGUGGCGGCGGCGCCAGCGGUGGUGGCGGCGGUCACGGCAGCAUGGACGGCCGCAACAGCGCCGCCCUCGACAACCUCGCCAGCGAGCUCGAGACGCUGCGCACGCACUGGGAAGCCACAAACAAGAACUACCGCCUGAGCACUAACUUUGACUUUGACCCGCCUGCCGACCUGAAGAAGGACGACGAGGGCAUACCCGGCGCGGGGCUCAGCGAGAGUCUGGCCGACUGGCGCAAGAAGCUAGACGCCGAGGAGCACGCCGACGGACGCAAAUCAAAGUAA